Bubalus bubalis (water buffalo) is the source of this 950-nucleotide messenger RNA. RefSeq lists its product as uncharacterized. The record is from RefSeq and is a predicted model, not a curated record. The transcript has 5 exons. Bases 209 to 877 code for a protein of 222 amino acids. NCBI's taxonomy places the organism in Eukaryota, Metazoa, Chordata, Mammalia, Artiodactyla, Bovidae.
UGUGCAUGAGGCCUCAUCCGGAGGGGAGUGUGAUCCGAAGGAAAGUGUGGGAAAGCUCCCGUGUUGGUCUCUAUGUGGGAGUUGCCUUUCCUGAGUCCCUCCUGAGACACUGGCCACAGAGGACUGUCUGUUCCCCAUGGUGAGGGUUUCCCUGCAUGUGUGGUUGGAGCUCAGGAAGGGGGAAUGUUGACUGUAGGCAUUAAACAGCAUGUUUUCAACUUUUAGUAUCAAUCUCUGCAGGAUGCCUGAGAAGAAACAUGGAAGAGGGGAUAAAAAGAGUCAGGAAUGGCUCUUUCUCAGGAGGAAAGAUCCUAGUUUCCAACAUACUGGUCUACAAAGUUAUAAGCUUUUGCCUUACAAGUGUAACGGGGUGACACAGCGACCUGGGAAGGCCGGCCGCCUCUGCGGGCAUGGCGAUGGGGAGCCCCGCCACAGCAGUGCCCCUGGUCCGCGGAACCCGGCAGCUUCCUCUUCUCCACUGCGCCCAGUGCAUGUUUUCCUCGCAUCCGGAGGGGGAGCGCAAAGUGACCCAAAUCCUCAAAAUUUCCAGGAUGCUGUGGGGGAAUGUAUAAAAUUCAAAUUAAAUGGGAAGAAUUUAAGGAGAAGAGAACUGUCCAGCAGCCAACAGGCUCUAAAAGAAGAAAUCAAAGACCCGGACGCUCCUCGCCCCGCCCCUCGCCUGCAGCGAUCCGCCCAGCCCCCGACCCGGAAGUUCCGCCUCGUUUUCCGCGCGUGCGCAGUUUCCUGCGGAAGCGGAAAGCCGAGAGAGAAGAUACGUGGGCGAGGGGCAUCAGAAGAAGCAGUGACUGAGAGGGAAAGGCAAAGUCAGAAGUGGGAAAACAAUGAGAGAACCGACGGGGUCGCCCAGGAUGGCUGAGGCACUUGCAAAGGGAUGAUCAACUUCUAAAAACUUACAUUGUCUGAGGAAGAAGCUGGAAAGAGGAAGAAAG